AUGGCAUUCGUCCCUGAUUUGGACACACUGGAGAGCGGCAGCCUGAAUGAGGAGACACUGUAUGGCCCCAACUGUCUCUGCCUGCAGAAGAAGCCCCGACUGGACCUGGAGGUGACAUCACCUGAGGUGGGCAUCCAGGUGACAGUGACAAAAGGACACCUUUCCAGGACCUUCCGCCAGGCUGCCAUCCUGGUGGUUGCUGUGACCAAGCUCCUAAAGCAGCCGUCGCACAAGGACUUCGCUGAUAGUGACCUGGGCAGCUUCUUGGAUGAUAUUUUUGAGCCCAUCUCCUUCCAGUGCAUCAAGGGCAGUUAUACCAGGCCACCCGUUUUCCGCUACACUCGUUCCCAGUCCUUUGACAUCCUGGACAUUGACCACAAGUGCUUCGUACUGGAGUCACCCACCCAGCUGGUGGCCCUGCACCUGCAGGGACCCUCUGCAGGACAGAAAGUGAAGCUCAACAUUGCUCUGUACCGUCCCCGGUCAUCACAAGGCAGUCCAGGGUCUGGAAGGGCGCCGGUGGCAUUGGGUAUCAAGGGCUACCAACUCUAUAUGUCAUGUGUGAUGAGUGGCACCAAGCCCAUGCUGCAGCUGGAGGAAGCUGACAUCAGGAGGGAUAUUGAGAGUGUGGAGCUGACCCGAUUCAUCUUCUACCGCCUGGACAGCCCAGCUGAGGGGACCACCCGCUUUGAGUCGGCCGCCUUCCCCGGCUGGUUCAUUUGCACUUCCCUGCAGCCCCGCCAGCCUGUAAGCAUCACGAACACCCCAGACCAGGUGAACAUUGCUACCUAUGAGCUGAGUAGGCGCUGA
Messenger RNA from Pseudopodoces humilis (Tibetan ground-tit), 810 nucleotides. RefSeq names its product interleukin-1 receptor antagonist protein. The record is from RefSeq and is a predicted model, not a curated record. Gene Ontology annotation, biological process: cytokine-mediated signaling pathway; inflammatory response; positive regulation of gene expression. NCBI's taxonomy places the organism in Eukaryota, Metazoa, Chordata, Aves, Passeriformes, Paridae. Gene Ontology annotation, molecular function: interleukin-1 receptor binding; cytokine activity.